Ilex paraguariensis (yerba mate) is the source of this 2209-nucleotide messenger RNA. The record is from the annotation of a GenBank genome assembly. NCBI's taxonomy places the organism in Eukaryota, Viridiplantae, Streptophyta, Magnoliopsida, Aquifoliales, Aquifoliaceae.
AAAUCAAAGAGUGAGAACGCGAAGAAGUUUCAAGGAAACCAACACAAUGAACAUGAGAAAAUAAGGCAAAGAAAGGCCAUCUUUUCUCGGUCUUCUUUGCAAAAUAUAAGGUCAAGUGUGUCAUCACACCUGUCCUUUUCCUUACCAGGUAACUUGUUUCAUCACGACAUCUCUAUCUCUCUCUCUCCUGAUCGGUCAAUAUUUUUCUGGGUUUGGUAGUUUUACUAGUACAAAUUCACAUCUGUUGCUUUUUUGGUUUGUUUAUCUCUUCUUAGCUUGUGUUAUGUGUUUUCUUCUUUCUCUUUGAGCAUUUAGUCUGCUUACUUUCCCCGUUUUUGUUCAAUCCAUUUGGGUUCUUCUCUCUCUCUCUCUCCCUCUCUCUGCACAUAUAUAUACAUAUAUACCAUAUUCGUCUAUUUGUGUGGUAUUUUAUUGGGUAGGUGUAAUCAUAUUGUAUUGAUUUUCCACAUUUACUCCUUUUUAGCAACUGUGUUUCCUCUAAUUUUUUCCGUCUUUUGGUUAAAUUUCAUUGGGUUUCCUCUACAAUCAAUCCAUUCUAUUUCAUUUUUCCACCGGCUCUUCUUUUCUGACCUCUUUUAGAUAUUUUCUAAAGCCUUUUGGAGAUGUGUUGUGUAUAAAAUCAUACUCUUUUCCACAAAAUCUCUGAUUCUACACCAACUUGUUAGGCUUCAAUCAUGAAUUGCUUUUACAUAUUCAAGCGAAAGUCCAAGACCCAACAGUCUAAUUCGGCACCGGAACUAAGGAACCAAAGUACAUCUGAUAAUUCUGGAGCAAACAACCGGGGAACAAAGUCAGCAGGUUCACUAUCAUCACCAAGGAGCAUACCAGAAAUGUAUAGAGAGAAAGAGCACAAUUUGAGAGUGUUCUCUUUCUCAUACCUUAGAAAUGCAACUAAUAAUUUCGACAGGUUGCUAAAGAUUGGGGAAGGUGGUUUUGGGAGUGUGUAUAAGGGCACAAUCAGGUCUGAAGAUGGACAGGGUGACAAUACUGUGGUUGCCAUUAAAAAGCUCAACAGACAUGGAUUACAGGGUCAUAAACAAUGGGUUGCAGAAGUUCAAUUUCUUGGCGUUGUUGAUCACCCUAACCUUGUAAAACUUUUAGGAUACUGCGCUGUAGAUGGACCAAGGGGAAUCCAACGGCUGUUGGUGUACGAGUACAUGCACAAUAAGAGCUUAGAAGAUCAUCUUUUCGGCAGCAAUAUGCCGACCCUUCCUUGGACAACAAGAUUAAAUAUUAUCCUUGGAGCAGCUCAAGGAAUGGCUUACUUGCACGAGGGAUUGGAAGUCCAGGUGAUAUAUCGGGACUUUAAAUCUUCAAACGUGCUUUUGGACAAGGACUUCAAUCCGAAACUUUCGGACUUUGGGCUUGCAAGGGAAGGGCCAGCAGGAGACAGAACUCAUGUAUCUACAGCGCCUGUUGGAACAUAUGGGUAUGCUGCCCCAGAAUAUGUUGAAACUGGUCAUCUCACACUCAAGAGUGAUAUAUGGACUUUUGGGGUUGUGCUUUAUGAGAUUCUCACAGGCAGGCGAACGGUAGAAAGAAACCUCCCCUCUGUGGAGCAGAAACUCCUAGAUUGGGUGAAACAGUUCCCAGCUGAUGGUAGGAGAUUUAGCAUGAUAAUUGACCCACGACUCCGGAACCAAUACUCUCUAAGUGCUGCUCGGAAAAUUGCAAAGUUGGCAGAUAGAUGCCUGAACAAGAAUGCUAAAGCUCGGCCAACAAUGAGUCAGGUGGUGGAGAGCUUGAAGCAAGCAGUACAAGAUUCAGAGGAAGGAACUUCUUCGUAAAAGUCGAGCCCAGAGUCAUCCAUAACUGGUGUGGUUGCCUGAAAUUAAGCAUUUCGACCAAUGGGAGUUACUACACUACAAGAAGAAUGGAACCUUAGCUCUGGCAAGAGAUGAUUUUGAAUGAGGAAUCAGUAAAAGAGUUUGAUGAUUUCACUGGCUGACAGUUUCCUUCUGUUAUUUAUUCCACAGUCCCAAGAGCUUGAAUGCUGAAAAAUCUUCUGUUAUCUUUCAACUAUUGGGUUUGUAACUCUAAUCUUGCAAAUGGUGGAUUGAAGUGUUUUUUGUCUUGUAAAGUGAAUUACUCUUUGAAGCAUUUCUUGUCUUGCAAUGUGAAUUUUGGCCUUGAUCUCACUCUGACCCUUAACCUAUUGAAUUUCUCAUAUUGUCACUUCAUCUAUAAU